Messenger RNA from Seminavis robusta, 1206 nucleotides. The record is from the annotation of a GenBank genome assembly. NCBI's taxonomy places the organism in Eukaryota, Bacillariophyta, Bacillariophyceae, Naviculales, Naviculaceae.
AUGAAGGAGACUGGCAUGGAGGAUAACGAGAACUCUCGGGGUGAGGAGGAGCAGCUCCAAGAAGAAGGAUCACCCACGGGCUCCUCCGGGUCGUCAGAUUCGUCUAGCCUCCGCAACAUUGUUACGACUGGGAUAGAUCAUCCAGGGAAACAUGAUGUUAUGUUUGGCCGAGGCGGGGACACAAACUACCACAUUGGAAACCACGGCUUUCGAACGAUGGCGGACCAAUACGUCGAAAGCUACCGUGAGGCAUCGAGGAAGGACAAAGCCGUUAUAGUGCAGCAGCUUGUUGACAGCUGGAGAGAUCAGACCCCUCCCGGGCGCUUCCUGGCAAAGAGCGAUCCGGGAAAGGGUGAGAAUAGCCAAUGGCAUGAUGUCGGCACUGAAAUGGCGAUCAAGAAGGCAUCAAAGAUCCUAACGGAAAUAGCAUCCACAACGGCCAAGGGGAGUAGGAAGCGCCAGGCAAGAGUUGAUAGUGCUAGUAGCCCAGAUAUCGAUGAUUACUCGUCGAGACAACGCACCCAACAACAGCAGCCGCAACUAAAGUCACCGCCGCCAGAGCAGCAGUACACGUAUCAACAAGUUGCCUCUCACCAACCUUACCCUCCGGUGGCAUCCUUGCCGCGGGCUCAGCUUCCUGCGGCUUCAUUGCCACAGGCUCAGUUCCAGAUGCCGCCUCCCAUGGCUGGAUUUCCAAUGGGAGGUAGCGGUCCAUUAUCAGUCGAUCCGCAGAUGCCUGCGGGUGCGUACAUGGGCAGAGUGACACGGCCUAGGGCCUACGCUACCCAACAGCAGAUUCCCAUGCCCCAACAGCAAGUGGCCUCGCACCACCCCCUACAACCACCCCAACUGCCAUCCCAACUGCCGUGGCAGCCCACUGCAACUCCACUGCCUCAUAUAGGUACGGGCUUGCACCUUGGUGGCGUUCCGGAUGCUCCUUCACCUGAAGCCGGAGAUUCCCCAGACCGUCGAGGCAACUUGAAAGAGGAUGAUAGCCCUCCCGCCGAAGCCAAGUCCGAGUUGCAAGGCAGCGAUGAAAGCCCACCGAUUGACGCGGCAGCGGCGGCGGUCGCGCCAACUGCAGCAUCGCUGUCUGGUGUCUUCAACAGUAGCUCUGGCAGCGAGGAGAAGCAGAAUGGUGACAGCUCUAGUAGCAGUGAGAGGCACGUCGGGAAUGGUUCCUCCCCGGACUCCAAAAUAUUAUGA